UGAUAUAUAUAUUUGUAUUUAGUUUUGGGUUAGCAGGAUCACUACUUAUAGUAUGUCAAGUAUGAAUAAACUCAAAUAAAUGACUGAAUGAAUAACGAAGAUCGGAAAAGUUUACAAAAGCAAAAGGACGAGAAGUAACAGAGUAUAUAAGAUCCAGUUGUCAUCACGUUGGACUUAUGUCAGUUCUUGGACAGGAGUACGCAGAAUCUGUUCACUCUGAAAUGAAGCGAACAUCAAUAUUUAGUUUAUUUUGUGAGUCGUGUACUACAACAAAGCUGGCUGGAAAAAUUCUUCGAACUUUAGUAGUUGUAUUCAAUAUACUAAUAUGGUUUGCAGGUUGUGCUGUUGUGAGCGUCAGUGUUUGGCUUCUCUUUAUUGAUCAUGCAAUGCAGAAUUACUAUCUCACAUUUCCUAUAUUAAACACAGGUCUUUUCAUAGUUCUGGGUGCGGGCAUUCUUUUGUUAGUGAUAUCGUUCGUGGGGACGUGUGGUGCAAACAUGAAAAGCCAAAUGCUAGUCACACUGUCCAUGAUUGCUAUUCUUCUUAUAACGGUUGCCGAAGUGGUGGGAUUGAUAUUCUUUGUGCAGAACCAACAAGCGAUUAGGGUUGAACUCAAAAACUGGUACGAUGAUAAGUUUCUUCAAUACACCGAAGUCCAAAAAUCGAAAGCAACCGUUGAUCACAUUCAGAAAACUCUGGAAUGUUGUGGACUUGCCAAAAGUACAGACUUUAUAAAUCGACUACCGAAUAUAACUGCACCCCCAUCAUCAUGCAAUGGAAGACAGACACUGGAAGCAAACAGAGUCACUCAACCAAUUCACCCAAUUGGAUGCCAAGAAAAAUUAAAAGUUUUUGCAAAUUUGUUGUUGAAUGGCUGGCCGAUAUGGUUCUCAGUUUCUAUUCUGAUGAUAAUGGAAGUUGGGGCAUUUAUAUCUGCAAUGCUGUACCUACUAUACUUGAUUAGACGAGGAAGGUACGAAUAUGAUGAAGAUGACAUUGAUGACGAAUCAGAAUUGAUCGGGUAUAGCGCAGAUGAUGUUGUAAGCUUGAAAGGUUUGGAAGAGUUUGCAAAAACGUUUCCUUUGCUUGGAGACUUGCCGAAACCAAAAAUUAUUCGAAUCGCCCGUUCGUCAAAAUCUGCAGAAUUUGGAUUUCAAGUUAUGUUUGAUGACAUCAGAAAUUGUCAUGUCAUAGUUUCUGUGCAACAAGACUCAAUUGCAGAUUUUGCUUCUUUAAAGACAGGAUCACAGCUUAUUGAGAUCAAUGGUCUCAUGGCCCAUACAGCCUCAUCUGAAGAAAUCCAGUAUAAACUGGAUUUAUCCGGUAAAGAGAUUCGUUUGUUGGUGGUGGAUGCCAUGGCUUGUGUUAUGUAUGAAGAAAGAAAUGUGGAAAUCAACCUUAGGAACGUUGAAGGGGUUACUGAUGAAAGCAUUGAAUAUCGACCAAGACUAUGCAAGAUUGUAAAAGGAGAUAAUGGCUUUGGAUUCCACCUUUUGUACCUUGAAGAUAGAAAUGGGGAAUAUAUUGAAGAUGUUACAACCAAUGGAGCUGCAGAAAAAGCAGGUUUAAAGAUUGGAGAUCGUAUUUUAGAAGUAAAUGGAGUCAAUAUUGAGAAAGAAAAAUCUCGAGAUGUAGUUGAAAGAAUACGAAUGAGUGGAAGUGUUGUUUACCUGCUGGUUGUAGAUCCAAAAACAGACGGUUUUUAUCGGAAGAAAGCUGUUACUAUCACAGCGUCUCUUGCAGCUGACUACUUCGCUGGACGCAUUGCCCCAACAGUUGCCACACCAAAACCAAAACGUAAACGAAAGAGUGAAGUUAAGCCUCGUUACUGCCGACUUGUGAAACGACCGAUGGAAGAAUUUGGAUUAUACGUUGUUAUUGAUAAUUCAAGAAUUGGACAGGUUAUUCGUUGGGUAGAUUGUGGAGGGGCAGCCGACAGAGCUGGUUUACGUAUUGGCGAUCGUAUUGUUGAAGUAAACGGACAAAAUGUUGAAUAUGAACCUCAUCAAAGGCUUAUAUCAGCGAUAGGAUUAAGCAAGAACGCUGCACACUUGAUUGUGGUUGAUGAGGAUUAUGACAGGGCUUAUAAACGGAACAAACCACGCCUCUGUCGAAUUUUCAAAGAUUCAGAUGUUUUUGGCUUUGGUAUCGAAUAUAUUGCUGAAAAUGAUGGACAUUAUAUAACGGACGUUGAACCAAAUGGUCCCGCUGAACGAGCCGGGUUGAAGGUUGGAGAUCGGGCAAUUCAAAUUAACGGAGUAAAUAUUGAUCGUCGAUCACAUGAUGAUGUUUUGUCACGUUUAAGGUCAUGUGAAGGUCAAGUCGUCUUACUGGUUAUUGACCAUAAAUCAGCGAAACAUUAUAAAAGAAUCUCGGAGUUUAAGCAAACUGGCAUGGAUGAUAUAGAUUACGAUGCUAUUUCAAUACCGGACGAACCCGUUUUUAUUCCCAAAGAUUCAGAAUCUGAACUUUUCCGAACACCAGCGGUCAGCAUGGCUGAUUCUAUCUCUAUGGCUGAAACAAAGAGUUAUGCUUCUAUUAGAAGUGAUGGUUCAUUGAAAAAUGAUCAAAGAAAGGGCCUCAUGCGAGCUGGCGAACCCCGUAAAUGCACCAUACGUAAGAACGAUAAUGAAGAACAUGGAUUCUUUUUGGCAAUUGAUAGAGACCGUAAUGGCCAGAUUAUAAGAAGGGUUGUAAAAGGAGGUCCAGCUGACAGAGCUGGCUUGAGCGAUGGUGAUAGAAUUCUAAUCGUCAAUAAUGAACCAGUGGAAACAUUAGACCAUGAAGAAGUGGUGUCACGAAUACGAGAAUGCGGCAACGUCAUUACUCUCACUGUAAUUGACGAACGAUCUGACAACUUUACGGUAAAACCUCGCCCAUAUUUAUACCGUAUUAUGAAGGAUAAAGGGGGCUAUGGCUUUUAUUUGUGGUAUGACGACAAGGGACAUUUUGUGCAAGAAAUUACGACAGGGAGUCCCGCUGAUAAAGCAGGUCUCUGCUCCGGUGAUCGACUGGUUGAAAUAAAUGGCAUUAAUAUUGAAAACGAAUCGCAUGAAGACGUGUUCUACAGGAUCAAGGCUUGUGUUAACGUGGUGACUAUGCUAGCCUUAGACACUAAGACAUACGUCUACUGCAAGAAAAACGGGAUUGAAAUUAACGCAAAAACUGCUGAAGGAAGAUUCUCCGGGGAAACUGGAUGGUCUGAAGGAGACAUGAAAAAGAACGAAGCUGUGAAAACGCCGGAGCAAAAGAAGAAAAAAGUUCAACACGAAGUUGUAUUGAGGAAAGACAGGAAUGAAGAAGGUUACGGAUUUCAUCUCGCCUUUUCAAAUUCUUUCUCAGGAGAUGAUAAUGGUUUAGGUGGCCACGUGGUACACUGGGUUGGAAAGGGAGGGCCCGCUGAUUUAGCUGGAGUCAGAGAUGGAGACAAAAUUAUAAGCGUGAACGGGACCAAUGUUGUGGAAGAAGACCAUGAACAAGUUAUGGUUCGAAUACAUGCCAAUGGACAAAACACUGUUCUUCUUGGAAUUGAGUAUAUAGAAGACGUAAAACCCCCUCAUGAUGUUGAAAUCUACAAAGAAAAUGAUUCAUUUGGUUUUUGUCUCUGGUUUGAUGAAAAUGGUCAUUACAUUGAAGAUGUGACUAUUGGUUCAACUGCUGAUAAAGCAGGUUUAAAGAUUGGGGACAGACUUAUCCAGGUAAACGGGAAAAAUGUGGAAAGCGAAACACAUGACGCAACAGUGGAGUUGGUGCGAUCCAGCAAAGAUGUUGUCGUGUUAAAUGUCGUCAAUGUUCGUAACGAAGAAGUUCGAAAACUGACCGUCGUUAGGACUUGUCACGUGUCAAAAUACGCUGGGUCCUAUGGGUUCAGCAUACAAGAAGACGCACGGGGAUUAUACAUUGAGUUUGUAAAACCGUCGAGCCCUGCCGAGCACGCUGGUUUGCACAUGGGGGAUAGACUGGUUGAAAUUAAUGGUCAAACUGCUGAAGGCUUGGAGCUCUCAAGCGCGAUCAGAAUGAUUAUUCAGUCUCAAAGCUCAAUUGAUAUCAUGGUACUUUCGUCGAAAAAAGAAACUACAAAAACAAAGACAUCGAACCCAGGACUCAAAUUAAGUCGAGUAGUUGAUAAUCCAUCCACAACUUCCAUAUUCCACCAACUGCUUGGAAAAGAAGAGAUUGAUUAUGUUGUGGAAAAAAGGGAAUAUGGGAAUGCAAGAGAAGGCGAGAAAAAAGGAUCUGAUUUGAGAAGUUCAGAAAAUAAACCAAAACGUGACAUGCCAACAAAGGUUUCAACUUUGAGGAAACAUGGAAACAAAAAAAUGAAGAGAACUUCUAGUAUUAAAAAGAAAAAGGGAAUAAAGUUAAAUAAAAAGAACACCACAAUAAAGACAAAAUAUACGAAGGGCGAUGUUAACGUUGUUUUUGAGGAUGAAGAAGCGGAAAAAUCAUCAGAAGAAGGUGGAUUCUUGGACUUUACAUUGAAAAAGGUGGAGAAACAUCUGACAAAGGGGCGAACUAAAUCUCAAAAGAAACGAUCGUUUAGUGAAAAAUCUGAACAUUUAGAAGAAAAUGGUUUGGCCGGAAAGAACAUUUUGGACGAUGGAAGUAAUGUACAAUUUACAAGAAAAGUUCCCAAGUUUCAUCUCGCUACGUCUGGCACAUUAAGAUGGAAAUUUGAUGAAACUGACAGCAGACGACCUGGUCAUAUUGUAACGAGAACAAUCGGGGAAGAAGAAUCUUUUAAGAAAGUGCCAAGAGUUGAGGAAAUUGAUGAAGAAAAUCAAAUUCCAACUGGUGGAACUUUUGCUUCUGAAACCGCUCCAACAAACAUAUUGGCAGAUGAUGAUUUGAUGAAGAUUUCAGAAAAUACAGAACUAAAUAUUCCAUCAAAAGAAAUGUCUGUAAAUGAUGGGGGAGUCCUGAGAAAUGAAAAUGAAGAUUUUUCAAAGGAAAUGUUAUCUAAAGAUGUCACUGACGAAAUAAUGAUUUAAUUAUUGAAUUGUAUAGAUGGAAUAUUGGUAUAUUGCUGUGGGGUGAGAUGGGAUACUGUUGGAACCUAAAUCCUUUUCCAUGAUCGUGUUUUUAAGAAAUAGCAACCUUUUUAUUCAGAAGCGGGGCUAUUGUUUUAUAUUUCUGUAAAUAUUCUUUGUUUGCUACUAAAGGGCAAAAAAAGAUAAUGAUAACUUGUCCCAUCUCACCCCACCCUACUGCAUCUCAUACUCCACUGCGUAUGUUUAUUUAAUUUGUAUUUAUGUUCGUAUUUCUUUCACUAUCAUUGCUUUGCUUUGCAUUACAACAAAUUUUAACCAAG
Ciona intestinalis (vase tunicate) is the source of this 5311-nucleotide messenger RNA. NCBI's taxonomy places the organism in Eukaryota, Metazoa, Chordata, Ascidiacea, Phlebobranchia, Cionidae. The record is from RefSeq and is a predicted model, not a curated record.